AUGAUGUUGCUUCACGACUAUGUUUUCUGGCGAAAAACAAAAUUUUUCUGUCAGCAAGAAAAACCGGUUAAUGGUGGCCCAACCAUCGAUUGCCCCGUUAUACUGUACCCGUACGUAGCAGCAUGGCUCCACAAUACAGAUGCAAAGCAGACAUCAACAAAACAAAAUAUCAUUCCCCAUUGUUAUGAAAUAAUAACUAUAGAAAUUAUACGAGUUACUUUCGUUGCUGGUGUCAAACGGAAUGGCCGCCACUGUGAAUUUUCAAUCGAUAUCAACAAUUUGACGAUCGGUGAUGAAGAUCUACCUGAAGAGGCUUUCACGUUGCUGUCGGUGCUUCUAGUUGGAUUCCUGCUCCUGAUACUUGUAUUUUUAUCAGUCGCUGGCAAUGUCCUAGUUUGUGUAGCAAUUUACACUGACCGGGGGUUGCGAAGAAUAGGAAACCUAUUUCUAGCAUCCCUCGCGAUUGCUGACCUCUUCGUCGGUUGCUUGGUGAUGACAUUUGCCGGCGUAAAUGACCUCCUUGGAUACUGGGUCUUCGGCACGCAAUUCUGCGAUACUUGGAUAGCUUUCGACGUUAUGUGUAGCACUGCCUCUAUAUUGAAUUUAUGCGCCAUAUCUCUUGAUCGUUACAUCCACAUAAAGGAUCCGCUUAGAUACGGUCGCUGGGUAACAAGAAGAAUUGCAACUGCCGGGAUCGCUGUUGUGUGGCUAUUGGCAGGUCUCAUUUCUUUCGUGCCGAUCAGCCUGGGUCUUCAUAGAGCAGAUCAGUUCCUGGUUUAUGAUGAUGGGAAAGAGGAACAUCCAACUUGCGCCCUGGACCUUACUCCUACCUACGCAGUGGUAUCAUCUUGUAUCUCUUUUUACGUUCCUUGCAUGGUAAUGCUUGGAAUCUAUUGCAGACUUUAUUGCUACGCGCAGAAACAUGUGAAAAGUAUUCGCGCCGUCACGAAGAUACCGGAAGUACCUGUAGGAAAGAGCUUUCGUACAAAGAGUCGUUACAAGCCACCAAAACCGCAAAUGAAGUCAAAGCCGACUAGUCCGUAUCAUGUGUCCGAUCAUAAGGCAGCAAUCACCGUAGGCGUCAUCAUGGGCGUCUUUCUUAUAUGCUGGGUUCCAUUCUUCUGCGUUAACAUUGUUGCAGCCUAUUGUAAAACCUGCAUAUCAGUGCAAGCAUUCCAAGUACUCACAUGGCUUGGCUAUAGCAACUCGGCCUUCAACCCGAUUAUCUACAGUAUCUUCAAUACAGAAUUCAGAGAAGCAUUUAAAAGGAUCCUAACGAAGGGUGUGCGCUCCCGAGGAAAUCAGCCUUCUACUAGUGAAUGUGGUGAAUUUCGAUCUAUAGUGAUACAGAAACAUAAUGGCUCUAUGAUCGAGUGUAACAUCAGUCCGAGAUCGAGCGCGGACAGUUCUCACGUUGGGGUUAUAGCUCAGAUGCAUCCACGUCCGUUGAUAGUAAUUUUACUUCUAUUCGUCGUGACGGAAAGAAGCAAUUGUGACGAUAAAGCAGAGUGGUAUUUCGGUUUACGUUCUGCCUUGAAAAAUUGUCCUUCGAUGCCAUGGAAUAAUCUCAGUCAGGAUGAUUUUUUUGAUGUCUUUCGUCAAUGUAUACAACAACGGGCUCUCAACUUUUUGGAUUCCCUUCUUGUCGACGAUAUCAUACCGGUUAUCGAUGGAAUCGAUUUAAUUAGAUUUCAAGAUAAUUCCACGUCUUUACCAGAUGAAAUGGCUAAAAAGGAAAAUAUGUACAAUGAGACAGAAGACACUUCAAAUUGGACAGGAAUAGUUCUAAAUCGAUUGACAGGCAUUCUACGCACGCACGUUUUAAAGAUCGAUGUUGAUCACAUAGUUAACACUAUAUCUUCGCCCAUGAAUGAAACUGAAAUAGAUAGAUCUGAUAGUAAUAAUACCGUUCAAGGACGAAGGCGCCGCCAUCGACGACGUCAUAAUGUAAUGCCUCUGAUGAUGAUGGGUCUAUUGUUGAUGGGUUCAAUACUUGUACCAAUGGGUUUUCAGUUCCUUGCCGUUCUUGGCGGUAAAGCUUUAAUUCUUGCUAAGAUGGCUUUGUUAUUGUCAAGUAUACAAGGACUCAAGAAGAUAGCAACCAACGGUGUGAAUUAUGGCUUAUAUCAUGCACCUGUAUCUGAAGCUUGGCAUGAAAGAAGUCAUCAAGAAACGCCAACACAUUUUGAUUUACCCUAUCCGAUACACGCUCAGACACACGCUUGAAAUUCGUAUUUACGAUCAACGAUACGUGUCGAUCAACUUUAAUGAAUUUUUUCAUCGUAACAUAUACUCGGUCGUAUUUUUCAUAUAUAUAUAUAUGAAAU
Vespa mandarinia (Asian giant hornet) is the source of this 2327-nucleotide messenger RNA. It is a transcript of the gene Dop1, whose product is annotated as dopamine receptor, D1. The record is from RefSeq and is a predicted model, not a curated record. Gene Ontology annotation, molecular function: octopamine receptor activity. NCBI's taxonomy places the organism in Eukaryota, Metazoa, Arthropoda, Insecta, Hymenoptera, Vespidae. Gene Ontology annotation, cellular component: plasma membrane. Gene Ontology annotation, biological process: adenylate cyclase-activating adrenergic receptor signaling pathway; positive regulation of MAPK cascade.